Molecule: messenger RNA, 351 nt
Organism: Trichomonas vaginalis G3
Lineage: Eukaryota; Parabasalia; Trichomonadida; Trichomonadidae
Exons: 1
Coding region: 1-351 (116 amino acids)
Source: RefSeq, a predicted model, not a curated record
AUGAAUACUUUAGCAGAACUUCUACUGGUAGAGUUUAUACUGGCAGAACUUCUACUGGCAGAACUUCUACUGGUAGAGUUUAUACUGGCAGAACUUCUACUGUUUCCCUCAAAAUUGAAUACUUUAGCAGAACUUCUACUGGUAGAGUUUAUACUGGCAGAACUUCUACUGGUAGAGUUUAUACUGGCAGAACUUCUACUGGCAGAACUUCUACUGGUAGAGUUUAUACUGGCAGAACUUCUACUAGUAAAGUUUCUACUGGUAGAACUUCUACUGGCAGAAUUUCUACUGGUUAUAUAUGGUGUCAAUUUUUUAAAAAAUUUUGAAUUCAAUGAGUUAUAUCAAAAAUAA